AUGGACAGCGGAGAUAAAAGACCAAUCGGUACUCCCGAGGAGACCAGAGAAAGGCUUCCUAGUCCGGCAGUUAGUAAGGAUUCAGUUGAGUCUAGCAAUAGAAGGACUCUUAAUCGGCCACGUAACGAUCUAAAACGCGAAGACAGGAAGAAGAAGCCAGUCAAAAGACGAGAGGAAGAAUCAAGACCAGAACCAGUCGUGAUUUUACCGCCUAAAAAGGAAAAGAAACUCCUUCCUCUAUUCUUUGGUGAUGAAGUCCUCACUGAACAACGUAUUCAAGAAGAGUUACGUAAGCAUUCAUUAGUCCCAGAACCUGAGACCCAAUCUGAAAUUCCUAUCUCUAAUAACUUAGAUAGUACUACUACUAAUACUGACUUAGAUACUAACUUAUCUACUCCUAUCUCAUCUACUACUAAUACUAAUACUGACUUAUCUAGUACACCUAGUACACCUAAUCUAGCUCCAGCUUCAGCUACUGUGCAGGUAAUUGCUGAGUCUCUAGCUAGUAUGGAAAUCACUUCAAGUACUCCUAAAGAUAAGUUAAGUGGAGAUAAGUUAAGUGGAGAUAAGAUAAGUAGUGAUAAGUUGAGUGGAGAUAAGAUAAGUAGUGAUAAGAUAGGAGAUAAGCCAAUUGAACCAGUGGAUAUUGCUAAGUAUAACAUUAAGGGUGGAGUGCCUCGUAAUAGUAGUGGAUUAGCUUGGGAAGCCAUUGGUGAUGAAGAGGAGAGAAGAAGAGCUAUCUUUGCUAAACCAAAACCUAUCACUACUAAACCAAAAGCACCUAAACCAUUGCGAUCUAAACCAGAUAGUACUCCAACUCCAACUCAAUCUACUCCACCUACUCCAACUCAACCCACUCAAUCUACUCCAACUCUACCUACUCAAUCUACUCCAACUCUACCUACUCAAUCUGAAGCAAAUGAAGUAAGUGAAGUAAGUGAAGUAGGUGAAGUAAGUGAAGUAGGUGAAGUAACUCCAUUAGCAGAAGAAGAUCAACUUAGUCCUGAGUUAGUUAAAGAUAAGUUAGUUAAAGAUAAGAUAAGUAGUGAUAAGUUAAGUGAAGAUAAGGAUUUAGUUAGUACUGAUUUAGAAGAGACUAACUCAAUAGUAACUAGUGAUGUUGUUAUUAAUGAGAUAAUCAGUACUAGUGAAGUUGAAGUUGAAGUUGAGAUUGAAGUAAGUAGUGAGUUGGAAGAAGGUCAAAUAGUUGAGACAGUUUCAAUUGUUUCUUCUACUUCUGAAGUAGUUAGUACUAUUACUGAUAGCUUAGAGUUAGUUAAAGAUAAGUUAAGUGGAGAUAAGUUAGGAGAAGAUAAGAUAGGAGAAGAUAAGAUAGAGGAGGGAGAAGGAGAAAAAGAUGAAGAAAAAGAUGACGUCAUCGUUUUACCUAAAAUUUAUACUUUAUCUAUGUUAAGGUCUUAUCGACCAGGUGCUGAAGGUAUUAAAGUCUCUAUUGAUCGUAAUACUCUUUUUAAGUCUUCUGGAUUUGGUCGUAAGAAACGUGAGUUUAAACCUAUUAAACUCUCCUUUGCUAGUAAAAAGACUCAUUCACCUCCUAUCUUUGCUGAAAUUGCUCCUUACUUAGCUGAGUUUAAUUUAGCUCUUAAUCAGGUUUCUAAUAACAAUAUUGAUGAGGUAGCUAGACGUAUUUUAAAAAUCAAAGUACCAACUAAUGAAGCAAUGAUAGGUUUAACUAAACUUCUUUUUGAUCGUACUAUUCAAGAAGAAGCUUAUGCUGAAAUCUAUGCUAAACUUGUUGAACUUGUCCAACGGAAAUUCCGCUCAGAUGAAGAAGAAGCCUAUAAUGAAGAACAGUACCAUAAAGAAAAGUCGAGUGAUCGGACUAAAUGGACCAAUCGUUCUGUUUUUGGCCGAGAAUUAGCCAACUUAGCUAAACAAGAGUUCCAAACGGCCCAAGAAUGGGCUGCCACUGAAACUGUCCAGAAAUCAGUCAGUAUGUCAGCGGCUGAACUAACUGCCCGAGUGACUGAAAUUACUAAUAACAAAGAGAAAGAGUAUGCCCGGCUUCAUAUUAAAAAGCGAGCUAUGGCUGUAAUUAGGUUUGUGGCUGAGCUUUUCUUGCAUGGGUUCUUUACUCCUACUAUUAUUCAUUCGGCUAUUAAGUCACUGAUGCGGAAGAGUACUCCAGAGAAUACGGAAAGACUUUGUUACUUACUGAAGAAUACUGGAGCUGCUUUAGAAGAUCCGGCAACAGCUGAGUAUAUGGACAGUUAUAUUAGGUGGUUAGAUCAGGCGGCUAAACAGCUUAGUGUUCGUUAUAGAUUUAUGGUUGAGGAUCUUAAAGAGUUACGAGCGGCUAAUUGGGUUAGGAAAGCAGUUAAGAAGGGAGGACAGUCUUCUGAUGAGAAUGAUGAAGAAGCCUGGAAGUGUUCUAAGCCUAAGGAUAAGAAGAAGUGGGGGAAGGAUAAGUUAGGGUAUAAAAAAGAAGUUAAACCGGUAGAAAGAUCUCUUAAACUGGUCGAUCAGAUUAGUAAGUAUAAAGAGGAGUAUGGCCGGAUGGAAACUUUGACUUAUAAUGUUCUGCAGGCUAGUCAUGCCCCGGAAGAGGAGGCAGAAAGACUUUUCGCUGAGUAUAAUACUAGUGCUAUGUUCUUAACAGCGGCAAUCAAGAUAAUCAUUGAGGCUUAUGAUCAGCGCCUGGAACGCGGCUUUGCCUUCUUAAGGGAGUGGGUUAGACUUAAUCCGGGUGCUCUGGCUAAGAAGGAAGAAGUCUUCUCGUACAUAGAAGAGGCCAUGGACGACAUUGUUGAUGACUCCCCUAAUGCCCCCAAGUACUUCCAGCAACUCAAAGAGAUAAUCGCCCCAAAAUAA
Molecule: messenger RNA, 2832 nt
Organism: Nematocida homosporus
Lineage: Eukaryota; Fungi; Microsporidia
Exons: 1
Coding region: 1-2832 (943 amino acids)
Cellular component (GO): eukaryotic translation initiation factor 4F complex
Molecular function (GO): mRNA binding; protein binding; translation initiation factor activity
Source: RefSeq, a predicted model, not a curated record